Messenger RNA from Pseudonaja textilis, 1942 nucleotides. RefSeq names its product solute carrier family 35 member E3 (gene SLC35E3). The record is from RefSeq and is a predicted model, not a curated record. Lineage: Eukaryota; Metazoa; Chordata; Lepidosauria; Squamata; Elapidae.
GAAGGCCUGGAGGAAUGUUGUCCAUGGGGUUGCGAUGGGUUGGACACAACUUCUUGACCAACAACAUUAGUCAUUCUUUCUCCCCAGGUGAGGAAAUACUGUAUUUCUGAAAAGAUCGCCCAAUGGGGAUUGUUUUAUGUGUUCAUAAAGUCACCAGGAACUGAACCGAUUUUGCCUUUGUGCCAUGUCCCUGAAAUCGUGGGGAUGAUUAUUUCUGGGUGUCUUCGCACCACUAGCUCAGUCACAAAAUAUGUGUCAAUUCAGCCCCAAUGGAGAUCGAAAGGCGAUGACGGCUUCUAUAACUGAGGGAGACCUGCAUUCCUAAAUGGCCAGUUCCAGUCUUUUGGGUGGACUUGCGCCGCUGCCUUUAAGAGCUAAAAAAAAGCCCCAUCCUGUCUCCUCCCUCGUACAGGCAAGACGCCGGGUUGGACUGAACUUCUCCCCAGUCCCAAAACACCCGCAAAAGCCGAAGGUGCCAACCGGCGUGGAGACUGGCCUGCGUUUGCCGGCAGCUCGCGCUGAGCCACGAUAACAUGAGUCCGCGCAACGACAGGCUAAGCGGCAGCCACCCGGAGCCCAGAGAGGGCAGCCGGCCCAGAAAGGCGAGGAGACCCUUCCCGGGGGGGCUUCUGCCGAGGAAGGCCCGGGUUCCCGCGGCAGCGGAAGUUCCUGCGCCCGGGUCACGUGGGCGGGCAGGGAAGAGGCCGUGGCGGCAGUUGUGCCAGCUGUUUCCCCGGGAGCGGUGGCUGCUGCUGCCGCUGCCCAGGAAGCGGACGUGGAACUGGGAAGAAGCUCGAGCAUGGAGGGGUGGCUUUCAGAGCGCGGCCGGUUGGCGGCGGGGCUGCUGGUGAACUUGGCGGCGUCUAUUUGCAUCGUCUUCCUGAACAAGUGGCUGUACGUGCGAAUGGGCUUCCCCAACCUCAGCCUCACGCUGGUGCACUUCGCCGUCACCUGGCUGGGGCUGUAUGUGUGCCAGUCGCUGGGCGUCUUCGCCCCCAAAAGUCUGCGGCCGCGCCAGAUCCUCUCCCUAGCGCUCAGCUUCUGUGGCUUCGUGGUCUUCACCAACCUCUCCCUGCAGAACAACACGGUCGGCACUUACCAGCUGGCCAAGGCCAUGACCACGCCGGUCAUCGUGCUCAUCCAGAGUGUGGCCUACGGCAAGACCUUUGCCACCCGCAUCAAGCUCACUUUGAUUCCAAUCACUUUAGGUGUUUUUUUAAAUUCUUAUUAUGAUGUGAAAUUUAGUUUUCUUGGAAUGAUAUUUGCUGCUCUUGGUGUUAUAGUCACAUCUCUUUAUCAAGUGUGGGUAGGAGCAAAACAACAUGAACUACAAGUAAAUUCUAUGCAGCUACUAUACUAUCAAGCACCAAUGUCAUGUGGCAUGUUGCUGUGCGUUGUGCCCUUCUUUGAACCAGUCUUUGGAGAAGGUGGAAUUUUUGGCCCCUGGACUCUCUCUGCUGUGUCUAUGGUGCUGGUCUCUGGAAUAAUAGCAUUUAUGGUGAACUUGUCUAUUUACUGGAUUAUUGGGAAUACUUCACCAGUGACAUACAACAUGUUUGGACACUUCAAAUUCUGCAUCACCCUCAUGGGAGGAUAUCUCUUAUUUAAGGAUCCUUUAUCAAUUAAUCAAGGCCUUGGAAUUACAUGCACAUUGUUUGGCAUUCUAGCUUACACACACUUCAAACUUAGUGAGCAAGAUGGGAACAAAAGCAAACUGGUUCAACGUCCGUAAAUUAAGUGUUUUUGUUGGUAACAAAAGAAUUGCUUUAGUAUGCACUGAUUCCAAAAGCAAUGCACUGUCUAUGGAGGAAUCUAAAAUUGUCCAUCUCCCAGCAGAGCAGGUAUUCUCUCGCCUAUAGCUCCCAUGCACUGCCACUUCCUACUGUGGCCAGUUGGAGUAUGGAUUGUAUUAAAUUGAGGGGGUCAUAGGAUUCAGUAGAAA